AUGUACAAGAUAUUCCUUCUAGCCGGCCCAAAUAACAAUUUGCCUUUAGUCAAUAAGACCAUGUAUGCCAACUUGCAAUUCAAAGGAGAUCACCAAGGGUCCACUACUACAAAAGAUGAUAGCAUUACCAACUCAUGGCCACAUUAUUCGUUGGCUUUGCAAAUGAUAAGGUUGUACUUUGUUUCCGAUUUGAAUAGUCGACUUGAUUGCAACACCAUUGAAUCCAAAAUUCAGUACUACGAAUCCUGUAUUGACAGGUUGAAUCGAGUACAUAUUGAAGUUGAACGAAGCACGUUUUAUCCAAAAUUGCUAGAGAGCAUAAAGGGACUCAAGCUACUUUGGCUGCAGUAUAACUCCAUAGCUGGAAGGUAUGUCAUUGAUGCAUCGAUUUUGAAUUUCCGAUUUGUGUCGAGGCAAUUAUUGACCAGCCUUGACCUGUUUACAUUUGGCGACACCAUUAACGAGCGAAAGCUUUUACGCUACAAAUCUCGAAGUGAUAUAUACAUGAAUCGUAAGUUGAGAUUGAUGUUUCUCAAGGUCAAGUUUGAUGAAAUCGAUGCCUUGGCAAAACGAGUCAAUUAUGAAUUAAGAACGGGCAUUUUUGAGCAUUCGUCAAUGUACGAUGAAUUUGACAAGUACAUAAAGUUUAUUUCGAUGAAAGAUGACCAAGAUUUGAAUUAUGAUUUAGAUCCAUUGGGGAAAGUGUCGGAGAAUCCUCCGUUGCCUACCUAUGAAGACGAGCAAGUGGUUGGGGGUGGUGGAUUUUCAAUAGAUGAGUUGAAUUUCUACAAUUUUGCCAAUGGAAUGAGCUCUGGCCAUGUGUAUUUCGGUGAAGUCGAAAACAAUGAGAACCAAAUUACAAUCCCCCAUCACAUAUAUAUCAAAAGCAUCUCAUCAGAAAGAUAUUUCAACAUUUUAUGCUUUCUUCUUGGUCAACCGCACAAAAAGACCAAUGCUGAGCACCUAAUACACGAAAUUCUUGAAGCUAGAAAAACAGAUGAGUAUUCUGGUACUGAAGUGCCUUUUAUUAACGAAGUUACGCAAAUCAUACUCAAUGACUCAAAGAAUCAAGCAUAUAUAGACUAA
This is a messenger RNA of Lodderomyces margitis, 1086 nucleotides long. RefSeq lists its product as uncharacterized. The transcript has a single exon. The record is from RefSeq and is a predicted model, not a curated record. Bases 1 to 1086 code for a protein of 361 amino acids. Lineage: Eukaryota; Fungi; Ascomycota; Pichiomycetes; Serinales; Debaryomycetaceae.